Messenger RNA from Paramecium primaurelia, 244 nucleotides. The record is from the annotation of a GenBank genome assembly. NCBI's taxonomy places the organism in Eukaryota, Ciliophora, Oligohymenophorea, Peniculida, Parameciidae.
AUGAAGAUGAAGUAUAAGUGUAUUUAUGAAUUAUUAUAUUCAGAGACUAGUACAGAAUGAAAUAUAUUAAAAAAGGUUUUAUCUCGAUUUAAAGUCAAUCUUCUCAUAAAUUGGCUUACUAAAAUGCACAAAUAGGUAAAUUAUUGAUAUUCAUAUAUUAGAAUUAGAUUACUCAUUACCUAAAAAUACUGUUGAAGAAUUUAUGGAAAAUUUGUCCUCUCCAUAAUGUUUUAGGAUCUUUUGA